Molecule: messenger RNA, 1068 nt
Organism: Arctia plantaginis
Lineage: Eukaryota; Metazoa; Arthropoda; Insecta; Lepidoptera; Erebidae
Source: the annotation of a GenBank genome assembly
AUGCCCGUCCUAUGGCAAUCUUCCCAGAGGCCUAUGUACGUCCGCACCGUGUGGGUAGGCGACUUUAGACACGCAAUACUCACACACGACGACCCAUACCUUCUCAAGCUAAAGAGACGACGACCACACUCUUCAGCAAGCUGCAGCAUAAAUAAGUCUAAGAGCUCGAGGCUUAGCCAACAUUCAGACGAUUUACACAACUCCUUAAGGAAACUAAACCUUGUUAUCAGUAGUGGAAAGACCAGAAUCAGUAGCAGGCAGAGACCAGCCACUUCUUGUGAAGAAGUAGAAAAUUUAGAUUUGGAUGAUUUAGACCAAGACCAAGACUCGGAAAACGGGUUAAUAGUGAAAGCGAACAAGCAACCUAUAAUAGAUACGAAUCGCAGUAGCAGCGAUAGUGUCGAUUCUAAUAUGAGGCAUUUUAGAGCUAAUAAAACAGCCAGAGGAGAGGUUCAAGAGAACACGGAACUUUCUGAUAGAGUGUUGCAAUGGCUAGACUUAGCGGGAAAAAUUGAUUUAUUAGCACCAAAUAAUGUAGAAAGGAUGACGCAGCCACGGCACAGUUGGCCAGAACUGCAGCGUCGUCACAAUUUGGUUAAAUCAAAAACAACACUCGACAUUCGUAAAGAAGGUGGGCGAACAACACCAAAAGGAGUCGAUAUUUCAAAAGCGCAACAAAGUGCCAUUAUUGAUCGGCACGAUUUUUAUGUCCCGACGUCCGCAAACACGAUCGAGAACUACGCGCGACAGUCACGGAAUGCCAAGAUCACGCCACGGCACGAGACCAGCGCCAAAAUAAAAGACAAUCUCAACAAAACAAGAACCAGAGACUUAAGAACGAACGUAGUUGAGACGCGGCAAAAAGUUAUCAAUGAAAAAAAUGCUGUGGAAAAACAGUAUACGGAAAUGCUUAGCAAAAAGUUGAUACCAGAUGUAAGCAAAAAUCCUAAAAGACAAGUGCACAUAUUCAUGCCGGAUUUGCCAAAGAAAGUAGAAUCAACUAUUACUAGCAGACCAGAAAGCUUACUCUCUCAAACCUCUUAUAAAACGUUGAAAAAUAAAGUGUGA